Sycon ciliatum is the source of this 2803-nucleotide messenger RNA. Its product is annotated as phosphatidylinositol 4-phosphate 5-kinase type-1 alpha-like. Gene Ontology annotation, biological process: phosphatidylinositol phosphate biosynthetic process. The transcript is spliced from 17 exons. Gene Ontology annotation, molecular function: 1-phosphatidylinositol-4-phosphate 5-kinase activity. NCBI's taxonomy places the organism in Eukaryota, Metazoa, Porifera, Calcarea, Leucosolenida, Sycettidae. Gene Ontology annotation, cellular component: plasma membrane. The record is from RefSeq and is a predicted model, not a curated record. Bases 257 to 2053 code for a protein of 598 amino acids.
UUUCAGCGUCAUGACUUGGCCUUGGGUCAUCUCUUCGCAUGAAAGCCUGGCUGCUUGUGAUAUGAGAUUUUGUCAUGUUCUAAGUUUUGAUCCUCCAUUUCCUCACGUUCACUUCGGAUAACAGUAUCAAUUUUGCCCGAACAAGAGGCUUGCUGAGUAGUAUUGUACGGAGUGGUAUGACUGUAUCAGUGUCGGCAGUGGCAGUGAGGCUUCCUCCAGCUUCAUUAUUUAGGAAAACGCUGGCGAGCUGCAAGUAAUGAGUGACGAGGCGGCAAGUGGACCGACACCGAACGGGGAGAAAUCCGAAGAAGAAGGGUCCAAAUCCACUGUGGAAGCUGCAGAUGCUGUGCAGUCCAAUGACCAGCCCGAGCACAAUGAGGAAAAAACGGAGGGGCCUGAGGAAGGGUGUCAAUACCAGGAAGAAAAGCUCGGCAUAAGCAUCCUGAGUCAUCAUGAAAUCUGCCGUCGAGCAUCAUCAGCAAGCGAGGGCAACUCAUGUGCUGCUGCUGCUGCAAUGUCAUCUGAUGAGGAUGUGCAGCGGCAGGCCAAUAUGAGUCUGGGUACCCCAGUAAACCUAAAGAAGAAGAAAAUCCCUGGCAGAGAGACAACCAGCCUACUCAGCUCAUCAUCAGCACGCUCGCUUUUCUUCUUCAAAAAGUCGUCCAGCAUUCACAAGAUUGGUCACUAUCGCAACAAAUAUGGUGUUACGACUUACAAGGAGACACCCACCAACACACUCAUGUGUUCUAUACAGCUUGGUCUACAUAACUCGAUCGGUGGUCUUGCAUCAAAGCCCAUUCUUGACUUACUGAUGGUGCACUUCAACGCCAUCGACAGUCAGGAUUUUCCAACUGUGGGUACUUCAUUCACACCUGCCCAUGACUAUGGUGACUUCACAUUCAAGACGUAUGCACCAUUGGCAUUUCGGCAUUUUCGUGCUCAGUUCGGUAUUGAUGUAUCUGACUUUAUGAUAUCGAUAUGCAAUGAGGCGCUGCGCGAACUCAGUAACCCUGGUGCUAGUGGCUCUAUCUUCUAUCUAACACACGAUGAUGAGUUCAUCAUGAAGACAGUGCAGAGAAAGGAAUCUAAGUUUCUGCAGCAUCUUCUACCUGGAUAUUACAUGAAUCUUAUUCAGAACAAGCAGACGCUGUUGCCAAAGUUUUUUGGCCUGUAUUGCUACGAGAACUUGUUUCAUCGGCGCAGCAUUCGCAUAGUGGUCAUGAAUAACUUGCUGCCUUCAUGCAUAGCGUACCACGAGAAGUAUGACCUGAAGGGAUCCACCUUCAAGAGGUUUGCGUCACCAAAGGAACGCACUAAAAAGAGUCCCACCCUGAAGGAUCUGGACUUUCUGAAGAAUCAUCCGGAUGGACUACUACUGGAGCCUGAGGUUCAUAUCAGCCUCAUGGAGUCCAUACGUCGCGAUACAACGCUCCUGGAGAGUUUUGCUAUCAUGGACUACAGUAUGCUACUUGGAGUACACAAUAUUGAUGAAGAGCUCAGGUGUAAGAAAGCCAAGGGUACUGAACUGGCUCAAGAAAACAUGGAUACGCUUGAUGAAACGCCGGACAUCACUUCCGCCGAAGAAUCCGAACCCACUGGUACUUCCGAAGCUUCUGGCAAGAACACGCUAGAUGUCACCCAGCCAGGGGCCAGCACUCCGUCCACGAAGCGCCACCUGGAUCGCAAGUUGUCUGCACCAGCCAGUGCCGUCAGUCGCCGGAAAGAGUUUUCGCUGAUCGCCAGCAACGAUGACAGUCCUACAAGAUACGGUGACGUGACGUAUGAUGUGCCGCCCGGUGGUAUCCCAGCACAAAACAGCAAUGGCGAUCGUCUUCUCCUCUUUAUUGGUAUCAUUGAUGUACUACAAAGCUAUGAGCUGCGUAAGAAGAUGGAACACAGUGUAAAGUCGCUAAUGGCAGAUGGGGACACUGUCUCUGUGCACCGGCCAUCAUUCUAUGCCACACGCUUCAGGAGCUUUAUGACCGACUCGAUCUUCAAAUGUGACGUAUCAAAAAGAAGAUCUCGAAAUGUGUCCAUACAUGAAUCAAGUUGAGCUCUCUCCUUCCAGUGCUGUGCACAGGGUUAGGAUCAACCUCACUGGCCUCUUAUCUAUGCCUGUAUGUAUGCCUCUCUUCGCCGCCUGUUUGACUAGAGAGCAUGCAGACAGCAUUACAUCUGCUGCAGUAGCAUAGCUAUUUAUACCUUCCCCUUCUCGCCCUCCCCAUUUGUUAACUAGUUUCCUUCAGGGUUGUUCGUUACUCUGACGCCUAUGUGAAGCAGGCUUCCAUAGGAAGGCCCAGUGUGUGUGUGUGUGUGUGUGUGUGUGGUGUGUGUGUGUGUGUGUGUGUGUGUUUGUGCAUGUAUGUGCGCAUGUUUGGGUAUUGUGUUUGUAUGUGGUCACUGUCAGGUGCUGACUGAACACUUCCUUGUGUGCUAUCUUGUCAUUGAUUAUUUCGUCUCUCUCUCUUUUAUUUAAUUAAGCACAUGCAUUCGCUCUUUCUCUCUCUCUUUUUAUAUCGUCAUACUCUUAAUUAAAUGUUCCUGUCUGGUUGUCACCAACACAUAGCCAGUGGUUGAAUGUAUGUUUGACAUUAGACCCCAUACUCUUCUCCACUGGCAUGUUGUACUGUUUCUGCUUAGCAGCCUGGAUAUUUACCACUAGUAUUUAUGAAACGAUACAGUCAAUAGACUCAUAAUGAUUUACCAUUGAUUUAAUUUUGAGUCCACGCUACAUUGUUGUCCUUGACCAUUCUCUUCCUUCCACUCAUCCGCGCUGUACACAAAUUAUUAUUGUUGUUUAAUA